AAGGUUACAUUAUCUUGAACUUACGUGCUAUGUUGUGUUCUAUGACAUUGUUUUAUCUGACUGGAUGUGUUCUAAGUGGCUAUGGAAGUUUGUAUACAGAAUCAAUUGGUUUAUCAUAAACACUGUCAUUCAUUCAAAUUAUAGACUAAUGUACAUGCAAGAAACGGUUUAAAAAAAAGUUCUUAAAGACAGCAAUGGAUUAUGUGUGUUUUCUGUUACUACUUUCUGUGAUAGUACUGACUGCUAGGUCAGCAACAGUCUACAGAGAACCUAAUGAACAGACUCUCGAUUCCACAAAUAAAGGAGGUACACUUAACAACGGAACGAUUUAUGUCAGUAAACCAAUCACAUUCAAAUCCGCAGUAGCCGUUGGUCAGAAACUGUUUCACACAGCUUACGUUCUGUCUAAUGGAGUUAUAUACUUUAACGACGACAAUGACGUCAACUUACCGGGAAGUCCAGAUCUUAAUUUAGCUCACUCAUUAAAUCAACAUAUUUUAGCUUCAUUUUGGGCAGAUAUUCUACCUGGUAAAGGUAGAGUUUCAUAUUCCUUGUAUGAACAUAGUUGCCCAAAUGUAGCACAACUCAACACAGACAGUGUAUAUAACAGAGCUAGAGACGAGGUGAAGCUGUACUAUGGCUUGACUGACUUUGAUGUUGACUCAGUACUAGUGGCCACGUGGCAUCAAGUCGAACCAUUUUCUAAUUUCUCUCAUGACGGGAAAGAGGAACAAAAUACAUUUCAAACUGUUUUUAUCAGUGGAUGGAAUAAAAACUCUGCUGGAAGAAUAGCAGAUGAGAAGAGCUCCUAUGUGAUUUUCAUUUAUCAAGAAAAUCUGAUGACUUGGAGUUAUGUUCCUGGUCGAGUUGUAAACAUUGGAAUAGCAGUAAAUGAUGUGAUUGAUCUCGAAAACACCGACACACCGUAUGUCUCCAAGUUAGCACAAGAGAAGGGAAACAAAGGUCUAGCUGGCGUUUCAUCAUUUCUUGUGGGCCAAGUCAACAAUCAAGAAGAAAAGUGCCAAAGAUUUCUUUGUAAAAGUAAAAACCUCCUUUUCAAUGACCGAUACAGAAACGAGACCCAACAGCUAUUCCAGUGUCCUUGCACUUUAGAUAGAAUGGGGUUUCACUGGGAACCUUACCAGAAGCGAGGACUUCAACCAGAUAUUCGUUGUUUCAUCAUUAGCCAAGUCGCAAAGACAAAACUGUUGAAAGGAAAUCCACGAAACAAAUUAUGCUGUUACAAAAUCCCAAGUGAAAGCCCACAGGGACAGAAAGAUGCUGCCUACAUCCGAAGUCGACCUGACACUGGUCAUGUGCUGCUAGGAGAUCCUAUGACAGACUCAAACGCAGCAGACAGCAUUGUGGGACAUGACACCUGCUGUGAAAACACACCUAAACAUAUGUGUGAUGAGUUUUAUGAAAUUUUCCCAGACAGUGAGUGUACAAAUCACAUGAACUUCGCCAAUGCCUAUGGCUUCGGAGAUCCACAUAUCAUUACUUUCGAUGGCUGGACGUAUACCAUGUAUGGUUGGGGAGAGUUUGUUUUGAUGUACAAUUUCAGAGGGGACUUUACGUUACAGGGGAGAACAGAAAGAGGACAAUUAAUAAAUGGAAGUCUAGCUAAAGCCACUGUGUUUACGGCUUUCGCUGCUAAAGAAGAAAGUUACAGUUUUCAAGUAGAACUGGCGUUGGAUAACAAGACGAUGAUCCUAUUGGUCAAUGGGGUUGACCACACAACAGAUUUCUACAGGGAUUCUAACUUUCUUUUUUCUUCUGAGAACCUUCGAGUGUCUCGAGAGAUUGUAGAUAAUCAAGACUUUGUGACUGCAACAUUUUCUUCUGGUGUAUCAAUGACAGCAAAUGUUGGAAAACAAAAUCUAGAACUCAAGGUCCAAGUUGAUGAACAUCUAAAUAGAAGUAUUAUAGGUCUUCUGGGAUAUUAUAAUGGAGAUCCAAGUGACGACCUGAAAUAUCGAGAUAGGAGUAGUGCACAAGCCUAUUUACCACAACCACAUAAGUAUUCAAUAAUGAAAGAAUGGGCUGUGAGAUCUACAGAGACGGUAUUUCAGUAUCACAAUAAUGAUAACUUUUACAAACAUAAUCACUCUACUUUCAUACCUUUAUACACCAAUGAAAUCAGCACUAGUCAACUUGACAUGUCUUUCUGUCAAAAUGACACACUUUGCCAAUACGACUACUUUGUGACACGUGACAGUGUCAUGGCUGAAAAGACGAAACAAUUUAUCAUCUAUUACAAAGAUCAAAGCAAACGUCUAGCCAAUCAGCCCCCUAGCUUACAAAUCUCAGGUUUGGACGCUAAUAAAAUGUGGGUGGUCAAUCAAGGUCAAAGUUCAUCACUAAAUGUCCAUAUCUCUGAUGAAGAUCCUCAAAAUGUUAAGCUUGAGUUAGUUGGAGUCUCUGCAGGAACAAACGUUAGAAUUUCAGGAACUACAAUUGAGUACACGCCAGACUCAAAUGAACCAAUAGUACUUGGCCUAAGAGCAGUGGAUAAGGAAGGUGCUUCUAGUGCCAUAACCUAUGUAAAUAUUGGAGUCUGUUCUGGUUGCAACAAUCAUGGCCGAUGUAGUAACCAAACGAAAGAUCUGGAGUAUGUAAACGGUUACUUUUGGAAAUUAAAAUGUAUAUGUGAUCAACCAUAUAAAGAUAUAAAUUGCGAACGAACUCAGAGUGUUUGUGAUAUUCAUCCUUGCUCUAUCGGACAGCAAUGCACCGAAAAUAAUCCUCAACAUUCAGGGGACUACAGUUGCGGCCCCUGUCCCAGUGAAUAUGCGUAUAAAGCUGGAAAGUGUGUAGAUAUUGAUGAAUGUCUAACGAUACAAAAAGCGUGUGGUCAAUUUUCCUGUGUAAAUACAAUGGGAUCCUAUACUUGCAACUGUACACUUGGUUUCAGAUUUGACCAGGCCACUAAGAAGUGCAUAGAUAAUAAUGAAUGUGACUUCAAACCCUCAUUAUGUCAACAGACAUGUAAUAAUACAGAGGGUAGCUACCAGUGUGGUUGUCUACCAGGCUACAUUCUUCAGCAUGACAAAGCUGCUUGUACUUUGGAACAGAAGUAUGUAACUCAGUGUCAAUGUGAACAAAUCUGUAAUAUAACUGGUCCAAGCACUACAUGUGGUUGUAAGGAUGGCUAUAUAGUGGACAGCACUGACACACAUAAAUGCAAAGAUAUCGAUGAAUGUUCAAUCAAAACUCACAAGUGUAGUCAGCUAUGUACUAACCAAGUUGGCUACUAUACAUGUUCUUGUAAUGUUGGUUACAAACUAAGUGCAGAUAAUCUAACAUGUGAAGCAUGUUCAUCUCCAUUUUAUGGGAAAGAUUGCGCUCAGAAAUGUGAAUGCAAUGGACAUGGAUCUUGUAAUUCAGUCUCUGGAUGUGUCUGUAAUGAGCACUGGUCUGGACUCCACUGUACACAAGAUGUAGAUGAGUGUUUGAAAUCUAAUGCAUGUCCAAUCGGACAGUUGUGUAACAAUACCAUCGGGUCAUAUGUGUGUUCUUGUCCAGUUGGUUUUAUGAUGAAAGAUGGACACUGUAUUGACUGUCCAGACAACUAUUACGGCCAGUCAUGCGCUCACAGAUGUAGCUGUUUAAGUCACCAGAAAUGUGACAAACUUACCGGUGCCUGCUCGUGUAAGGACGGCUGGACCAACACGGACUGCAAUAAGGACGUUGAUGAAUGUACUUCCGGAACUCACAACUGCACCACGUCUGCUCAUGAACUGUGUGUCAACACUCAGGGCGGAUACCUCUGUACCUGUCAUGUAGGAUUUGGUUUGACUGACCUUUCUGGAAAGAAAAUUUGUAAAGAAUGUUCAGAAGGAUUCUUUGGACAAAACUGUAGCAGCAAAUGUAAUUGUAUAACUUCUAAAACAAACUAUUGUGAGAAGACCAAUGGGACGUGUGUCUGUAGACCUGGCUGGACCGGAUCGAAUUGUGACCUAGAUAUUGAUGAGUGCUCUAGAAACACUUCCAAUUGUUCCAUUGGCAAUAAUGAAGUAUGUGUGAACACAGCAGGUUCAUUUAACUGCGCCUGCCAAUCAGGUUUUCAACUUGACACAGACGGAAAAACGUGCAAAGAUAUAGAUUUCUGCGCUGGAAAUGCAUGUACCUGGCGCUGUCAAGAAAUUAAUAUGAAUACAAGUUCAGAAUGUAUAUGUGAUAUAGGUUACAAUGUAGAUACUGAUGGAUUUACUUGUAAAGAUUGUGUUGACGGUCUGUUUGGUGAGAAAUGUUGGCAAGUGUGUGCAUGCAAUCAAGGUAACACACGAGAAUGUAUCAAGACCAAUGGGACGUGUGUCUGUAAGCCUGGCUGGACUGGAACGACCUGUGUCCAGGAUAUUGAUGAGUGCAGUGAUAGUAAAUUCAACUGUUCCUCUGACCACUAUGUGUGUCUGAACACACCAGGAUCAUUUAGAUGUUCCUGUCAGCAAGGUUUUAAGUUAGAUACAGAUGGGAAAACUUGUAUAGAAUGCCCAGAAGGUCAAUUUGGUCUGAAUUGUCAGCAUCAGUGCUCAUGUCAAAAAUCUAACACACAAUACUGUAAUAAAACCUCUGGGGCAUGUGUCUGUCUACCUGGUUGGAUGGGGACAGAUUGUGACGUUGACAUCAAUGAAUGCAACAACGUUCAGAUGAACAACUGUUCCACUGACAGGCAUCAAGAAUGUGUCAACACACCUGGCUCAUUUACCUGCCAGUGUCAACAAGGUCUUGAACUAGAUACAGACGGUAGAACUUGCAUUGAUAUUGAUCAUUGCGCUAAAGCUAACUGUAGCUGGCAAUGUGUAGAAGUCAAAGCCAACACAAGUUUCCAAUGUCUGUGUGACGUAGGGCAUUCUUUACAAAGUGAUGGAGUUACUUGUGCAGAAUGCUCAAAAGGACAAAAUUGCAAUCAAACUUGUGAUUGUGAGUUUAGAAACAUUGACGGGUGUGUCUCUCAGACCUGUAACUGCUCGUCUGGUUGGACUGGCCAAAAAUGUGACAAGGACAUAAACGAGUGUGUUGAUUCCAGCUACAACUGUGGUCAAUCUCAGCAUAAAGUUUGUACCAAUACACCUGGGAGCUUCCAGUGCUCCUGUCAAGCAGGUUAUAGUAUGGUCAACGAUGUCUGUACAGAUGUCGAUGAAUGUUCAACUAAAAGUCACAAGUGUAGUCAGCAAUGUACAAACCACGUGGGCUACUAUACUUGUUCUUGUAAUGUGGGUUACAAACUAAAAGCAGAUAAUAUGACAUGUGAAGCUUGUUCAUCUCCAUUUUAUGGGAAAGAUUGCGCUCAGAAAUGUGAAUGUAAUGGACAUGGAUCUUGUAGUUCAGUCUCUGGGUGUGUCUGUAAUGAGCACUGGUCUGGCCUCAACUGUACACAAGAUGUAAAUGAGUGUUUGAAAUCUAAUGCAUGUCCAAGCGGACAAUUGUGUAACAAUACCAUUGGGUCAUAUGUGUGUUCUUGUCCUGUCGGCUUUACUUUGAAGUCUGGAGACUGUAUAGAUCAGAAGUACAUGCCUGAAUGUCAACAGUGCGAACAGACGUGUAAAGUGAAUAAUUCCAUCGUUCUAUGUGGUUGCACAGAUAACUAUACAGUGGACAACACUGACCCACACAAAUGCAAAGAUAUCGAUGAAUGUUUGACUAAGAGUCACAACUGCAGUCAGCUAUGUACUAACCAAGUUGGCUACUAUACAUGUUCUUGUAGUGAAGGUUACAAACUAGGUGCAGAUAAUAAAACAUGUGAAGAUAUCGAUGAAUGUUUAACCAAAACCCACAAAUGUAGUCAGCUAUGUACUAACCAAGUUGGCUACUAUACAUGUUCUUGUAGUGAAGGUUACAAACUAGGUGCAGAUAAUAGGACAUGUGAAGAAAUUCCUAGUGUCAUUACAAAAGUGAAUGUAAUCUUAACAUUUCAAUAUGAAGGUGAUUUUGACUUCAAAGAUGAAACUCGAAUCAAAUCUGACAUAAGGUUUCAGGUUUUAACUAAAAUGAAAGCACUCAACUCUGAUGUUGAGGACGUAAAGGUGAUUGCAGUCAGGAAGGGUAGUAUUAUAGCUGACACUGAAAUAACGUUAAAAACAAGAAAUAAUGAUAAGAAGUCAUCGUUGGAUAAUUUGGCCCAAGCCUUGUAUCAGGUUGAGACAUCUGACGAUCCCAUCACGAUAAACAACAUCACUACACGGUUCACUGAAGCCAUGAUUGAGGACAUAAAAGUGACCAAAGAUACAAGUCCUUGUACUAUAAAAACCAACUUUGAUCCUUGCUCAGCAAGUCAGUCCUGUCAAGAGCAAGCUGGUGAAGCCACCUGUGUACCAUUUGCUAAAAAAGACCAUGUCAACUUCAUCAUUGGAAUGACUGUUGGCCUGUUCGGCUUUGUGCUGGUGUCUGCUGUCAUUGCCAUACUUGUCAACUUCCAUGUCAAGAAAAACAAGAAACUUGCCCAGAAACACCAAAGUCAUGACCUGCCAUUGCAGAAAAGGAAAUCGAAACCAGAAGAAAAACGCCCAGACAAGAGUAAGAGAAGCUCUGUUCAACAAGAGAAGCAAAUGGAACGUUCCCGGUCUAGGCAGGGACACAAGAGCACAGAACCAAGACAUGCUACCAGUCCCACAGGCUACAGGCUACAGGAAUAUUCUGUAAUAGCACCAAAACCAACUGGUAUAAAAGAUCUUAGUGCACCAAACAGACAAGAUUCUACGCUAGACAAUUACCCCGCUAAAUCAAAUGAAUACAACAGACUAAACCACAAUAGAACGAAUCAUCGAGACUCAAUGUGGCAAACGAAUGAUGACCGCAGGCCGAGUACCACGAUAUAUCAGCCCUCUGGUGUUCACAAAUACGGGGACUCCAAUGACCGAGCAUACACGACUGACAUGAGGCGGAGCAGUACCAUGAUCACCCAGUCCAAUGCAGCUCAAAAGUACGGGGACUUUAGUGAGCGGGUGCUCACAGAAGAUAUCAGGCGGGGGAGUGUGAUGCGGCCCAGCUCUGCUUAUAGGAACGUUGACGCCAACAACAGCGCUUACGCCUAUGACAGGAGACACAGCAAUGGGAUGAUACUUGAAAGGAAUACCCCUCGACUGGGUCUGGACCACAAUGACAGGGGGUACGCCUCAGAUAAUGGAUUGCAGGCAGGUGCAAACAGGAGAAGCAGGUUAGAAAGUCUAGUCCCGGAGCAGACUGACUGGAAUAAUUUUCAAUUGGCAAAUACUAGAACCGCCGAACCACAGAAUGGGGUGAAUAAAGCAAGCUCCAAUGACCCACAGAGAAGGUACUCAAGAGAUCCAUAUUUGCUUUAUUAAAAAAAAAAUAUCUAGAGUAUUUCUUACUUUACUAUGUAAAUUUGUACUGCUAAAUUUAAACUUGUUACUGCAGUAUGACAAUAUUUGUUGUUGUUUAUUUUGGGUGCCGAUGUCGUAAUAACGUUUACAUAAAAAAAAAAACACUUUCGAAUAGUUCAAUUAACAAGCAUUUGUUUUUUUUUUAAACACUUUAAAAUUGUUUGCUUUUAGCGUGUGAUAACCCUGUCGAUUUAUAUACAAACUAUCUUCUUUAUAACCAGUAUUUAAUACAUCUUAUAAUAUAAUUAUAUGCAAAACUUUAAUGACCGCUUUUAGUUUAUUAUAAAGCUGCGUGAUGACUACAUUUUGUUAAAUACAUUAUAAAGACAUUCCGAUAUAAAUUAUGCUUCUGCAUAUGUCACAGACCCUAAAAAAAAUUACGCUGUUAAACUAUUUAUAAGUGUCUACUUUGUGCUGAAAGGCCUUAUCAAUGAAUGAGUAAUGUUUUAAUGUUUUUAAAUUGCAUCUUCGUACUGAGUAUUUAAACUGUCAUUCACACAUCAUGGAUUAUUUAUAUUUAGAAGAUAGUAGUAAGAUCAAAGUCAGUGUUUGUUUUAACUGGGUGUCAAUGUAAAAUGUUUGUUGUGUAAAAAUGUUUGACAUGUUUCGGAUAUUCCUUCAGAGAUGAAGAUAAGUCCAAACCUCCCGGAGGACCAAAGGGGUGGGGGGAGGGGUUAGAAGCGGGCAGGAUUUGAACUCAGGACCAUAAAUCCGAUCGACAGUACAGCGCGCAAACCGCACGACUACAUCUCUAUCAUAGCGAAUCACGAGACAUCGGAGGUGUAAAUGGUCUUCACGUCUGCCAUGCCAACCUGGUAUCUCGAUGCCGCCCAUUUAACUUGUUUGUUUAAAAACAAAAUAAAAAUGAUAAAAAAAACUGGCGUGUAAUAGUCAUUCAACUAGUCUUUGUAGCAAUUAUAAACUAUUAGUCGACCGGCGGAGUAGCAUACGCCGCUAUUUUGCAAGGCCAACCUUAGGCCACUGCAACCUAUUCGACCUCAGUUGGCCCUGCACUCUUAUAGGACCCGCGUUAAUUUUAGGUGUAUAAUAAAUAAAAAAAAUUUUAUAACUUAUAACAGAUUUCCCACGGCCUCAUGUCGAUUUAACAGGAGGUCCUGGAAAUCUCCUGAAAUUGCAAAAUAUACGAAAAAGUCCUGGAAAUAUCCGGAAAUUAUUAAAAUCUUUUAAAAACACAUACAAAUCUCCUGAAAUAUAUAGGCGAAAUUGUCAUUUAUUUUCGCCUCUUAAAAUACAUAGGAUAACUCCCUCCGUCCGAGUUGCGAAAGAAAAGAGUGAUCUUUCCAUUGUGUCCAAAGUCUUGAGCGUGUUCUGACGCCUCGAUAGUGACUACAGAGUAGAUUACUCCCCCUUUUUUUAACUUGAGGUAGAAAUAAAAAAAAAAAAUAAGAUAUUGCAACGGUCCAGCCCUGCUGUUUUGUGACUACGUGUUCUCUCUCCCCCUCUCUCAUGUUUUCUCGUUGACUAUCCGCAUAGUGAUCUUUCCUUUACUUCUUACUACUCGACAAAACUCGACAGUAAGAAGAGAAUUUUAUAUAGAGAGGGUAGAUCUAAUAGACUUACUGAAACUAAUUUGCUUGAAUUCGUCUCUCUCUCUCUCUCUCUCUCUCUCUCUCUCUCUCUCUCUCUCUCUCUCUCU
Biomphalaria glabrata is the source of this 9000-nucleotide messenger RNA. RefSeq names its product mucin-like protein. The record is from RefSeq and is a predicted model, not a curated record. Bases 195 to 7304 code for a protein of 2369 amino acids. Gene Ontology annotation, biological process: cell-matrix adhesion. Gene Ontology annotation, molecular function: calcium ion binding. The transcript has 42 exons. NCBI's taxonomy places the organism in Eukaryota, Metazoa, Mollusca, Gastropoda, Planorbidae.